CUAGCUGUUGAUUACCAUUUUCGUAUACUUUUUUCAUAGUGCUCGACUUAUAUUUAAUUACUCUGACAGUGACUUACAAAAUUUCAAGGUCUAUGACUUAAUACACCCAGACGAUUUACGUUAUGUUGCUAGAGGACAUAAAGAACUUUUCAAAGUAGGUUCACUUGGCUUGCUUGUACAUCGAUGGUUAAAUAAACAAUGUCAGUGGAUUUGGCUACAGUCAAGAAUAAAACUUAUUAUGAAAAACGGCAAACAAGAUCAUAUUAUUGUGAUACACCGACAAUUAUCAAAUGAAGAAGGGAUGGAAUUAUUGAUAAGAAGAACAGAUGAAUACAAACUACCUUUUCCAUUACUUGAACCAGAAACUUUAUUGAAUGGUGAAGAACUGACAUGUAAUAACAACUUACAUAUGGAUAUUAAUUCACCUUUCCCAAUUAGCCAAAUGAAAAAUUUUGAUCAUCAUCAUAUCCUUGGAAGUAAUGAUCAAAAAUUAUAUGGAGCAAAUGUUAAAUCUGAUAACAAAAUUAAUUUAAGCUCAAAGCAUACACCAGAACAUUUCUCUAGCCUUGAUAUAUCCGGUAGAGUUCACAGUAGACACUCUACAGAUAUAAUCAACAGUUGUAUACAAAUGGAAAGAGGUAUUACUAGAUCAACAACGAAUAACUAUGGUGACGAUUUUCAUUUAUCUGGAUUUGACAAUAAUUUACUUGAACAUUGUCUUAAUAAAUCCACUAAACAAUCUAAGGUUAUUUCAGCUACUGUUCUACGUAGAAAAAGGACAAUGAAAGAAAUAACUAAAUCUGAAGUUAAUAAAUGUAAACUUAAUCAUCGUGGUUCGUGUACUACAGCAUGCACAUAUGUGUCAAAUGCCCAAACUCCUGGUCAAUUAAAUUAUGGUACAAACAUUUGCCAAUCUACUUAUCUUCCAUUAGGAUUUAAUCAAACAUUAUCAAGAGAUAAUGAGGCAUUUUAUCGACAUCCUUAUUUAUGUUGGCCAACAAACACCAAUAGUGUGGCAACAUCAGAAAAUACCAAUUCAAAUAGAUCAGACAACUCAGAACAUAUUCCUCAAUUAAAUUCAAGUAAAGUUGGUUUAUUCAUGAUAAAUUCACAUUAUUCAAGUCAAGAUUUAAAUGAAUUUAAUGUGCAAGAUUAUUGUACAACAAGAAAUUAUCCAACAGCAUAUGAUGCAUACUCAGCAGCUGUUGCUGCAGCCGCUGUUGUAGCAGCUGCAACAAACAGUUGUAAUCAGAAACAUCAAAGUCAAAAUAAUCAUAAUGUAUCACUUCAUCAACAAUAUCAAUCACAACAAACAUUAGAUCAAGAAAUAAAACAUUAUCGACAACAUGGAUUAAAUUCAUCACAUUUUUUAGCAAACACUAAUGAAUCAAAUACUCUUCGUUUUCACCAGACAUUAAAUGAUCCUAGUAUAUUUGAUUUGCAAGGAAGACAACAACAGAUAGAAUAUAAUUCAUCAUUAAUUAAACAACAAGCCAUAGUAUCUUCUAGUAUCCAAUCUCCGUUAAAUAAUUGUACUAGUUAUAUUUUAUCAAAUAAUUACUUUCCACAAGAACAAUCGAUCAAUAAACAAAGUUUAAGUAAGGCUUGCAUACAAUCUAAUGAUUCAUAUACAAAAGAAUUUCUAAAGCCCAGACAUUCAGAUUCGUUGAACAGUCUUCAUCAGUCACAAAUUGAAAUCGAUGUAAAUAAUAAUAAUUCCAACAUAAGUGACAAUAACAACAGCUGUAAUAAAUUAGGACAAUCAGUUUCAUCUUACACAUCUAUGAAUGUAAACCAGUUAUUCCUAGAAGAUGAUUACAGAAAUGAGUCAACAUAUGAGCAAAAAGAUACUUCAGCAAAUAUGUAUUUACAACAUAAUGUUGAACAGGGAAUAAUAUAUGCUAAUCCAAUUAUCGACAAGGAGUCUUCAUCAACAUAUUCGUCUUAUUCAUCUCCGCCUAAUCUAAUAAGCCCACAUAACACAGAAAUUGGCCUGGAACCAGAUUCUGGAAUCAGUCAGCAUCAACAGAGACAAAUACAAACUUCAACAAUGGUAAGAAUUAAUGGCCAGUUCAGUGACCCGAAUAACAAUUCAUCAAAUUCUUCAAAAUGUUCUCAGUUUUAUGAUUCUAACUGCUCUACAAAUAACUGGACUGUAAAUCCUACUCACACCAAUUAUAAUCAAGUAACUGAAUAUCUUUCUAAUGAAUGCUUGUCAGAUGUAGACUGUGGAAACUAUUAUUGUAACCCCAGAGUUUUGUCCCUCGCAAUAUCUAUGGAUUCAUCGAAUUCCAGUGAAUCUCCUACACCACAUGAUACAUGUACAGGUCAACAAGAUAAUAAGUUGCUUAAGACAAGAGCCGAAAAUGAUAUUUUUUCUCACAAAACUAACAAAUCUGGAUCACGGUCUUGCAGACUGCGAGCAAAUGAUAACUCCAAGGUUGAAAUGCCAUUAUUUUCUGAAAUAGAUUUUGGUGAUCAAAAGCAGGAUUUAUCGAAUUCUCAUAUACUUGGUGUUAAACGCUCUAAAUAUGAUUCCACUACAAGAUGGGAUGACCAUCACUAUGAUAACUCAAAGUCAACUGCCAUCCCUGUACCUGUUGUAUGUAGCGGUUCUUUGAACAUUGUUUCUGAAGAAUCAUCACAGACAAGUUCAAUAAAUACAUCUGGAAUCCAUACAACAUUAUCAGAUUAUAGAGAAGAACUAUUGAGUGCAAUUUAAUUUCAUAAACUAAAUGUAUCAUUUAUUUAUAACAAGAAUAAAUAAUAAUAAUUAUUAUAAAAUAUAAUACUUUGAUUAUUACAAAUACAUAUAUAAUUCAAUAAAUAAAAUAAUAAUUUUCCCAUUUCACAUAACAUCUAACUUCAUAUUUUCAAUUUAUAAACAGUUUUUAAUUUCAUCAAUACUUCUUUUUUUCGUUUGCUUGUUUGUUUGUUGCUAACUCAUUUCACUUAUUUGGUUUAUUUAUUUAACCAUUAUUUGUUUUGUUUAAACUCUAUAAUUAAAUGAACAAUAUUACAUCUUUUUAAGUAUAAUUUUUGAAUGGAGACAAAAAAAUGUUUUAUUAUCAAUGAUAAAUGAAAGACAGAUCCCUAUAGAUUAUUUGUUUGUUUAAACAAAUAAUAGGAUUGUAUAAAUAUUAAACACAAUAUUAUUGAUUUUUGUAAAUUAACCAAGUAAAAUGUUUUUUUUUAAAAAAGUUAUUGCCGUUAAUUCUGUUUAACAUCCUAGAUGACUGAUUUUCUCUUCUUUUCUUCGUCGUUGUUGGUGUUGUUGUUUAUAUUGAUUAAUAGCUAUUAAAUGUUAUCAUCUCUCAUAAUGUACUGAAUAUUAAACAAUGCUAUUUUUAAUACUA
Messenger RNA from Schistosoma spindalis, 3356 nucleotides. The record is from the annotation of a GenBank genome assembly. NCBI's taxonomy places the organism in Eukaryota, Metazoa, Platyhelminthes, Trematoda, Strigeidida, Schistosomatidae.